This is a messenger RNA of Vicugna pacos (alpaca), 6500 nucleotides long. Lineage: Eukaryota; Metazoa; Chordata; Mammalia; Artiodactyla; Camelidae. The record is from RefSeq and is a predicted model, not a curated record.
CAAAUUAUACUUUCAAUUUUGUGGACAAGCUGAAGACUUUGUCAGAGACACUGCUGAAAAUGUCCAGCGUCUUUCAGGGCAGUCGAAGUGGCCAGAUGCUCAGCCAGCUGCAGGGAGCCCUGAGGGACAGAUUUCAAAGGAGCUUUGUAGAGAGCCAGCUGCACGUCGAUGUGGACAAACUGACGGAGGAGCUGCGGGCGUUGGGACGCAAGGUGGACACGAUGCUGGGCCACGCGGGCGCUGGCCGCGUCCGCUUCCUGGGCCGGGUGCUGGUCAACCUGUCUUCCUGUGUGGCCCUGAGCCGCUUCCAGGCCCUGGACUCUGUCCCCGCCCUGGAGUCGAAGGCACAGGAGCUGAUGCAGCGGAACGAUUUCUUGGCCAGCGUCAUAUUCAACACUUCCGGACCCGGUGGGAACCUCAGCUCGGGGUCCCUCCAGCUGCCGCCCCACGUCACCUACACCAUCCGCACCAGUGUCCUGUACAGCAUGAGAACGGACCUGGUGACAAACCCCUCCUGGAAGUUCCGUCCUCAGAGCCUGCCGGCCGACGGGUUCAAAUAUAACUACGUCUUCGUCCCGUUGCAAGACAUGAUCGAUAGAGCCAUCGCUUCGGUGCAGACCGGGCGGGACGCCCUGGAGCCGGGCACGCAGGCGCAGGCCAUGCCCUACCCGUGUCACUCCAGCGACCUAUUCUUGAACAACGUGGGCUUCUUUUUCCCCCUGAUCAUGAUGCUGACGUGGAUGGUGUCCGUGGCCAGCAUGGUCCGGAAGCUGGUUUACGAGCGGGAGGUCCAGCUGGAGGAGUACAUGAGGAUAAUGGGGGUUCACCCCGCCGUGCCCUUCCUGGCCUGGUUCGUGGAGAACAUGGCCGUGCUGGCCCUGAGCAGCGCCGCACUGGCCAUCAUCCUGAAGGCAAGCGGCAUCUUCACGCACAGCAAUGCCUUCAUCGUGUUCCUCUUUCUCCUGGACUUCGGGGUGUCGGUCGUCAUGCUGAGUUACUUCCUGAGCGCGUUCUUCAGCCAGGCCAACACGGCUGCCCUCUGCACCGGCCUCGUGUACAUGAUCAGCUUUCUGCCCUACAUCGUCCUGUUGGUUCUGCACAACCAGCUGAGUGUGGCCGUGCAGACACUGCUGUGCCUCCUCUCCACAACCGCCUUUGGACAAGGAGUAUUUUUUGUUACAUUCCUGGAAGGGCAAGAGACCGGAAUUCAGUGGAGCAACAUGUACCAGCCUCCGGGACAGGCGGACAUGACCUUCGGCUGGGUUUGCUGGAUGCUCCUCUUGGAUUCAGGCCUUUAUUUUCUGUGUGGAUGGUACUUGAGCAACUUGAUUCCUGGAACUUUCGGCUUAAGGAAACCAUGGUACUUCCCCUUUACCGCGUCCUAUUGGAAGAGCGUGUGUGGUCUGGGGGUGAAGAGGCAGCGCACGCCGACUUCUGAUCUGUUCUUCGUCCGUGAGAACUCUGACGACUCAUCGCUGCAAACCGGGGAAGGAACCCCCUUGGGCGUCACCCUGGCGUCUGUGACCAAGGAGUAUGAACGCCACCGGCCGGCGGUCCGAGACCUGACCCUGACCUUCCACGGAGACCAGAUCACCGCCCUGCUGGGGACCAACGGCGCCGGGAAGACCACCGUCAUAUCCUUGCUGACCGGCCUCCACACCCCCACCUCCGGGACCAUCCUGGUCAAUGGCAGGGACCUGCGGACCGACCUGCCUGCGGUGCGGAGGGAGCUGGGGCUGUGUCCGCAGCGGGACGUCCUGUUCGACGACCUCACGGUGCUGGAACAGCUGCUGCUCUUUGGCUCCAUCAAGGCCCCGCAGUGGCCCCGGGAGGAGCUGCGCCGGCAGGUCGACAGGACCCUGCGGGACGUGGAGCUAACCCAGCACCGGCACAAGCAGACCCGCGCCCUCUCGGGGGGCCUGAAGAGGAAGCUCUCCAUCGGCGUCGCCUUUCUCGGCACGUCCCGGACGGUGGUUCUGGACGAGCCGACCAGUGGCGUGGACCCUUGCUCCCGGCGUGGCAUCUGGGACAUCCUUCUCAAGUACCGGAAAGGUCGGACAGUCAUCUUCACCACCCACCACCUGGACGAGGCCGAAGCGCUCAGUGACCGCGUGGCGGUCCUGCAGCGGGGGCAGCUCCGGUGCUGCGGUCCUCCCUCCAGCCUGACCGCGGCGGCCGGCCAGGGGCUCUGCCUGACGCUCACAAAGCAGCCGGCAGUCCGGGAGGUGGACGACGCGAAGGACACAGCGUGUGUGACGUCUCUGAUCCAGACCCACAUCCCGCAGGCGUCUCUCAGAGGCAGCAGCGGCGCGGAGCUGAGCUACGCGAUUCCCGAGGAGGCGGACAGAGCCGCCUUCGAAGGGCUCUUCCAGGCCCUGGAUCAGAACCUGUGCCGUCUGCGCCUGACAGGCUACGGGCUCUCCGACGCCACCUUAGAGGAGGUGUUUCUGAAUCUUCUGCGAGACUCCCAGGAGCCGUCCGCCGAUGCCCCGGCGCCGGAGCCGCGGUCCUCCCGGCCCCCAGAGCACGCUCCCGGUCACUGCGGCGGGACCGCAGCCCUGCGGGGUGGCCCCCUGCUGCUGGCCCAGGCGGCUGCCCUCCUGGGGAGGCGACUUCGCCGCUCCUGCCGGGCCUGGAGAGGCACCCUGUCCACCCUGCUCCUGCCUGUGCUCUUCGUGGGCCUGGCCAUGGCCCUGUUCAUGGUGCGGCCGCUGGCCGUCAGCUACCCUCCCCUCAAGCUGGCCCUGGGCCACUACGACACGGACGAAACAUACUUCUUCAGCAGCCAGAGUGAUGACAAGGGACUGACCCACGUGCUUUUGCAGAACUUUGGAGAUCAGGACCUGCUCUGUGCCGACUCGAACCCCGACCUGAAGAAUUCUCCGUGCUGGCACACGGACCCCGCCCCUCCCCCGGGAGUCCAGGAUCCCUGUGGCUGCCAGAAGUGUCCGAACGGAAGUGUCCGGGCGCCCUACCUGGCCAACCGCCUGGGCCACAGGCUGCUGAAUCUCUCGGCCUUGCACCUGGAGGAGUAUUUGCUGGCGCCGACUGAGAAACCCAGGCUCGGAGGCUGGUCUUUUGGAGUGAGCAGCCCCGAUCAAGAUGCAAAUUCAAAUAUAUCGAAACCAAAAACUCUGGCAAAGGUGUGGUAUAAUCAGAAGGACUUCCUUUCCCUCCCGUCCUAUCUAAACCACCUGAACAACCUCGUCCUGUGGAGGCUCCUACCCCCCACCGUGGACUCGAGACAGUACGGAAUUACGGUCUAUAGCCACCCGUACGGAGGGGCCUUGCUGAACGAGGACAGGAUCCUGGAGAGCAUCCGCCAGUGCGGCGUGGCCCUCUGCAUCGUGCUGGGCUUCUCCAUCCUCACCGCCUCCAUCAGCGGCGCCGUGGUGCGGGACCGGGUGACCGGAGCCAAGAGGCUGCAGCACCUCAGCGGCCUGGGCCACGGGACAUACUGGGUCACUAACUUCGCAUGUGACAUGCUCUUUUACUUGAUUUCCGCCUGCCUGUGUGUGGCCGUCGUGGUCGCCUUCCAGUUAACGGCAUUUACUUUCCGCCAGAACCUGGCGGCCACGGCCCUGCUGCUGGCGCUGUUCGGAUACGCGACGCUCCCGUGGAUGUACCUGAUCUCCAGAAUCUUCUCCAGUUCCGACGUUGCUUUCAUCUGCUACGUGUCCCUGAACUUCGUCUUUGGCCUCUGCACCUUGCUGAUGACCGUCAUGCCCCGGCUGCUGGCCAUCACCUCCAAAGCCCAGAAUUUGCAGAGCAUCUAUGACGUCCUCAGGUGGGUGUUCACAGUUUUCCCUCAGUUCUGCCUGGGCCAGGGCCUGAUAGAACUCUGCUACAACCAGAUCAAGCACGACCUGACCCACAGCUUCGGCGUGGACUCCUACGUGAGCCCCUUUGAGAUGAACUUCCUGGGCUGGAUCUUCGUGCAGCUGGCCUCGCAGGGCACGGUUCUGCUCCUCCUGAGGGUUCUGCUGCACGGGGACCUCCUGCAGCAGCCCAGGCGUCCCCCUGCCAUGCAGGGCACAGUCACGUUUUCUAAGGACAUAGACGUUGAAAAGGAGCAAAUGAGGGUGUUGAAAGGGAGAACCGAAGGAGACAUCCUCGUGUUGUGCAACCUCAGUAAAAGUUACAGAAGCUUUUGCAGGAGAACCACCGCUGUGCAGGACGUGAGCUUGGGCAUACGGAGAGGGGAGUGCUUUGGGCUCCUAGGGGUGAACGGAGCUGGGAAGACCACCAUGUUCAAAAUGCUGAAUGGCGACACCCCUCCGACCUCCGGACACGCCGUCAUCAGGACACCCAUGGGAGAAGACGUGCGUCUGUCUUCGGCUGGUGCGGCCGGCGUUCGUAUCGGCUACUGUCCGCAGCAGGACGCCCUGGACGACUACCUGACCGGCUGGGAGCAUCUCCACUAUUACUGCUGCCUCCGUGGGAUUCCAAAGCAGUGCAUCCCCGAGGUUGCUGGGGACCUGGUGAGGCGUCUACACCUGGAAACCCACGUGCACAAGCUGGUGGCCACCUACAGCGGGGGCACCAGGAGGAAGCUGUCUGCAGCCCUGGCCCUGCUGGGGAAACCCGACCUACUCCUGCUGGAUGAGCCCAGCUCUGGGAUGGACCCUUGCUCGAAGCGGUACCUGUGGAAAGCCAUCGCCAAGGAGGUUCGGGAAGGCUGUGCGGUGGUGCUGACCUCUCACAGCAUGGAGGAGUGUGAGGCGCUCUGCACCAGACUUGCUGUGAUGGUCCGGGGCAGCUGCCGGUGCCUGGGCUCCCCUCAGCACAUCAAGAACAGGUUCGGUGAAGGCUGCACAGUGAAGGUCUGGCUCCGCGAGGAGGCAAGUCAGAAUGAACACGCUGCCGUUUGUGACUGCUUGACGCUCUGUUUCCCAGGAUUGCAGUUUAAGGGGCAGCGCCAUAAUCUAUUGGAAUACGAUGUGCCAAAAAGACGGGGCUGUCUGGCUGACCUGUUCAAAGUUCUAGAGAACCAUAAAAACGUCUUGAAGAUCAGACAUUACUCCAUCACCCAAACCAGUUUGGAGCAGGUUUUUAUUAAUUUUGCCACCGAGCAGCAGCAAACUCCGCCACCUUCUCCGGAUCCAGCCUCUGACCGCGACCGCCCGCAGCACCUGCCCAUCUAAACACUGUGCUGUCCUUUGUUGUAAUUAAUUCUCCGAGAUGAAAGGGGUGUGAGGCAUCGGAGGACACGCGGCGGGCAGUCAACUUUCCUGCUCUCCUUCAUUUUCUACCUGGAAACUCUUUGUUAAUUAAUUACCGACAAGCUGGAAAGCCGUCCUUCUCUGCAGAUUUUCGGGGAGCUGCUCCGACACAUUGCCUCUGUCUGCCAAGCCGGGGUGGGGACCAGGCUCGUGAGACACGGCGUGAACCAACGGACAGAGGUCAGGCUGGGACGUCCUGAAGCUGGAAAGGCUGUCGGGGGCUGGCCAUGCCGAAUAGCUCACUCUCCUCUUAAGGAGACUGAAGCCCCCGAGGUUAAAACUUUUCCUAACGUAUUGCAUUAGGAAUAGUACUAUGUCUGUAAUCUUUUUACCAAAUCACAUUUCCACGUGUCUGAAUAACAGUUCACAUUUCAAUGAGUUAAAAAGCACGCUUUGCUUAAUCCUGGAUGGCAUUAGAUGGGAUGAUAUUUAAAAAUGCCAUUUUUUUCCUACAAAAGAUGCUUUUUUUAAAAAAAAAUAAGUUUUUCAGUCGAAACUGUAGCAAAAUUAAAUAAAUCGAACUGGGUACUCUGUGUCAUUCAUAAAAAGUUUUACUAGAAUUUCACAGAUUGUAUGUUUAACGCAAUAUAGAAAUACAACGUGUAGAUAUGUUUUCCUUUUUAUUCAUUUGGAUGAAUGGUUACUGUUCUUAAAAUUAUUCGGAGCCAGUGGGUUUUGGUGUGUUUCCAUAUCAGGGGCACCAGCAUCUCCUGGGAGCGGGCUGGACAGAGUCCCAGACUCCGGGGUGGGAGGUCCGCAGUCUGGGUGCCACAAGGCCCCCACGCUGGUUUCUGAUGCCCAGCACCUGUCUGUGUCUGCUGCUCAAAAGAGCUUCCAGUCAGACAUUUCUGAGUUGAAACAUUUCUCAGCCUUCUUUGAAUAACGUUUUUUUCUGCCCCCCCCCAUGGAGGGCUGCACUGAAUUCAUUUUAAAAUUUAACUUUACUCACUGAAGUUUCUGAGUUAACAGUAGCUUGCGAUCAGAGGCAAACGCUUUCUUGUGACGUUUCUUCGCUAAUGUCAGGUUUCAUUCGGCUGUAUCUCUCCCGGACGUCACCCUGCGUUAGAGAUGCUUUUAAACGGUCAGGAGGAAGGCUGGAAUCACAGAUGGUUUGACUGAACGAUUCUGAUUCACCCGGAUGAUGUGAAUUAUGCUUUCUUAAAGACGUUCCAAUUCAGGCUUUUCUGAUUUUUUUUCUGCCCCAAUUCUAAGAUCGUCUCAUUGUCAAAAUGGAAGAUGUAAUCUUUUGCUGGUGUCGAAUCAAUAAAGAAAAUUUGU